AUGCCAAUGAUUGAGGGAACAAAAGAAGCGGAUAUCUACGCUUUUGCUAUCAUUUGCACAGAGAUUGUCACUCGGAAAGAAGUCUAUGAUUUGUCGAAUCGAGAUGAGAAAACGGAAGAGCUCUUGUACAUGAUCAAGCGAGGCGCUCAGGUGCCAGUGCGGCCAGCUUUGAAUGUACACGUGGAUAUGGAUCUGAACCCAGCUGUUCUUCACAUGAUCCGAGACUCCUGGGCUGAACAACCAAUGGAUCGUCCCAAUAUCACAACGAUCAAACGAAUUCUCAAAUCAAUGUCUGGAGAUGGACAGCAAAACUUGAUGGACCACGUCUUUAGCCUAAUGGAAUCCUAUGCGGAGACGUUAGAAAAGGAGGUACAAGAUCGAAUGGUUGAGUUGGUUGAAGAGAAGAAGAAAGGAGACAUGCUUCUGCAGAGAAUGCUGCCAAAAAACGGAAUCCAACACGUCAAAGAAAUCGCCGAGAUGUCACUGGGAUUUUUGGAAACUGUCAGGCUCUUCCGUAUCCCGCAUCUCCCCACAGAGUCAGUUAACCUCCGAAUCGGGAUCCAUUCGGGCUCUUGUGUAGCUGGUGUUGUCGGAUUAGCCAUGCCACGUUAUUGUCUCUUUGGUGACACGGUGAAUACGGCUUCUAGAAUGGAAAGCAAUGGAAAACCUGGAAAGAUUCACAUGUCGGUUGAUGCAAUGGUGUUGUUGAAACGAAUUGGUGGUUAUGAUAUGGAAUCGAGGGGAGAAGUGAUCAUCAAGGGCAAAGCCCAACUUACGACCCUUCGGCAACCACCACUACCAGGGCAUACACCAGGAAAUCUUCCCAUUCCACUCACGAAGCAC
Molecule: messenger RNA, 843 nt
Organism: Mesorhabditis belari
Lineage: Eukaryota; Metazoa; Nematoda; Chromadorea; Rhabditida; Rhabditidae
Source: the annotation of a GenBank genome assembly